This is a messenger RNA of Mugil cephalus (flathead mullet), 4001 nucleotides long. It is a transcript of the gene lipib, whose product is annotated as lipase, member Ib. Lineage: Eukaryota; Metazoa; Chordata; Actinopteri; Mugiliformes; Mugilidae. The coding region runs from base 54 to 1415 and encodes 453 amino acids. Gene Ontology annotation, molecular function: carboxylic ester hydrolase activity; lipase activity. The transcript is spliced from 10 exons. The record is from RefSeq and is a predicted model, not a curated record. Gene Ontology annotation, biological process: lipid metabolic process.
GUCAGUCCUUCCUUCUCCCUGCGUCUCUUUGCGUCUCUGUGGUCAUAGGUAGUAUGCUUCCCCACAGACUCCUCGGGCUGCUGUGCCUCUUCAUGCCAUGCAAAGGUGAGGAUGAGAGUGAGUCCUGUGAUAACUUCACAGACCUUAAUCUGUCACACUGCUUUAUGGGAACUAGCCUGUACGUCCGGCUGCUGCUCUACACUCGCUCCAACCUUGACUGUGGCCGUGAGCUUAACCACCACCACCCGUCCUCACACCCACUCUUCAACAUCUCCCGUCCCACUGCUUUUGUUAUCCAUGGCUACCGGCCCACUGGGGCACCCCCUAUCUGGAUCAACCAUAUAGUGCAUCUGCUGGCCGAGCAGGAGGACAUGAACAUCAUCGUGAUGGACUGGAACAAAGGGGCGGCCAACCUCAACUAUUUCACCGCUGUGACUUACACCAGGGAGGCUGCUCACAACCUGACCGGCUUCAUCAUGAUCAUGAAGGAGGAAGGAGCCCCUCUGAGCUCAAUCCACCUCAUUGGCAUCAGUCUGGGAGCUCACCUGGCUGGAUUUGUAGGAGCAAACCUGAAGGGGAAGAUUGGCCGCAUCACAGGUUUGGACCCGGCCGGGCCCAUGUUCACUAGUGCCACACCAGAGGAGAGACUGGACCCCUCAGAUGCCAUGUUUGUGGAUGUACUUCACACCGACAUGAACUCAUUUGGACUGAAAGGAGCUCAUGGACAUAUUGACUUCUACGCCAACGGUGGAGCUGACCAACCAGGAUGUCCCAAAACCAUCUUUGCAGGUAAAUCUUACUUUGUGUGUGACCACCAGCGAUCUGUGUUCCUGUACUUGUGCGCUCUGAACCGAACCUGCAGCCUCAGUGGUUACCCCUGCUCAUCCUACAGCGACUUCCUGGAUGGACGCUGUCUGCAGUGCGAGGCCUUUAAACCAGCUUCCUGCCCCAUGCUCGGUUAUGACUUCAGCCCGUGGAGGGACACUCUGCUGAGGCUUGGACAGACUACAGUAUUCUUCAGCACCACAACCACGCUGCCCUACAGGAAGCUGGGUUACAGAGUGGACAUGGUGACAUGGAACCAGUACCUCCGCUGGGGGGUCGUCUACAUCCGGCUGCAUAGUGGCAGAAACUUCACAGAGGCCCGAAUAGACCAUAAGCUCCUCCGGUUCGAGCAGUACACUUCCACGCGGCUGCUGGCUCAGUUUGACGAGGACCUGCAGAACGUUCAGAAGAUCUCGCUGAGAAUCAACACGGGGAACGUCAUCGGGCCUCGUUACAAAAUCAGACUGCUGCGAAUUCGCUUCACACCACUGGAACAUCCCGAGAGGCCUCUGAUGUGCCGGUUUGACAUGAUCAUGGAGGAGAACAUGGAGGUGGCAUUUCGACCUCUGCCCUGCAACUCUCGGCUUUAACACCUGGACCAGACUUCAUCCAAACACCUCUGAUGCACCCACCACCCUGCUGAAGGCACCCUCUGGAUGCCAGCAGGAACCUUCUCGCCUGCCAAUCAGCAGCUGUGGAUUUCUCCUGGUUACUGGAACUAGGAACUGGAAAGCUGACAAGAGUAAAGGGAUUCUGGAGAAAGUCACUGCACGAGGCACUUGUUACAAGCUGAAAUCACUCCUCUUGAGCCUUGGCUCCAUUUUCAAUCAGACUUCCUCCUCCAUAACUAUGUACAGCAGAUCGAAGUUUAAGCAUUCAGUUUCAUUUAACAGAAUUUAGGAACUGAAGAUGGACAAAGAAAUUGUUAACUGUUAAGUUUCUACUAAACACACAGUAUGAACAAGGUUUAAAGUUGGCAGAUAAUAUAAACACUUCAUUUUUCCUCUGUAAGUGGAGAAAAUUAUCAUUUUCUUUGUGCAAAAUAAACACAAGGACAUGUUUUGCUCAUGAAUAGCAACGAUAAUCAGAAUUGAUUUGUGCAGCUAACACGAAAUAAUUUAACCAAAUUCUGUCUUCUUUUUCUCUCCUUUUAAAGUUGUCUUAGAUUUAAAAGUUGACAAACUUGAGGGGAGCUUCUGAAUGGUUUAUUUUCAAAACUAAUGUUACGUAUUGUUUAAAUUGGACAUUUUACAACACAAAUAAAUGUAUUGUACUGAAAAUAAACUUUCCUUAGACACUCCAGGGCAGAGCAAUCAUUUGGAGGUAACAAAAUCUUUUAAUUAUUUUUUUCUCUGCAAAGCAGUGACAGUUAGCUUGACUGAAUUACAAACACUGAAUUUUUUAAAUGUAAAAGGUCAGUUUUGGUAGUUACAAAAUGAAAUGCAACUUCUCCUCUGUGCCUUCUACCAGCAGCUUUGCAUCCUGCAGCGCUCCUCAAGUGCAAUGAAAUUGUCUCCCUUUAGUUGUUAAUAUCAUUCUGCAAAAAUACAAGUGUAUUUGUAGAAAACAAACAAAUGAACAGACAGCUAGAUGACGGUGAUGAAGGUGUGACCCCAGAAAUAAGCCAUUGUGUUACACUAGCUCUGUAAUUUUGUGAUGCUGUAGACUGUGAUAGCAAAUGGGUUUACACACAAUGAUAAUCAACAAAUGUUUUUGUUUUAACCAACCUGACUCUGGGCUCAGUAAACGUGACAAAUGAGAAGUUGAUAAAAACAUUUCCUCCAAUGUACAGUAGUGUGAAAAGCGUUGGCCCUUCCUGACUUCUUUUUUUAUUGCACUUUUGUCACACUUAAAUGAUGAUGACACAAGUAAACACAAAAUGCAGUUUUUAAAUUAAGGUUUUCAUUAAAACAAAAUCCAAACCUACACGGCCCUGUGGUAAAAAGUGUUUGCCUCCUCCAUGAAGUCUUCAUGUAGUUUUCCUUCAGUCAUUCAGAGGUGGACUUGCUGGUGUUUUGGAUCAUUGUCCUGUUGCAGAACACAAGUUCUCUUCAGCUUGAGGUCAUGAACAGAUGGUCGGACAUUCUCCUUCAGGAUAUUUUGGUAGACAGCAGAAUAGCAGAACAGUCCCAGACCAUCACACUACCACCAGAUUUAACUGGUACAGUGUUCUUUUUCUAAAACGUGGUGACACAAACCUUCCAAAAGGUUCAACUUUUGUCCCGUCAGUCCGUAGAGAAUUUCCCCAAAAGUCUCAGGGAUCAUCAAGAGGUUUUCUGGCAUAACUGAAACAAGUCUUUUUACUCAGCAGUGGUUUUGGUCUUGGAACUCCUCCAUGCAGGCCAUUUUAGCCCAGUCUGUCUCUUAUGGUGGAGGCAUGAACACUGAUAUUCUUUGGAUGCUGUUGGAGGGUAUUUUGUGACCUCUUUUUCACACAGGGCCAUGUAGAUUUGGAUUUUUUCCCAUUAAAAAUAAAAUCCUUCAUUUAAAAACUAUUUUCUGUUUACUUAUGUUAUCUUUGUCUUAUAUUUAAAUUAGUUUGAUGAUCUAAAACAUUAAAAUGUGACAAAAAAAACAAAAACAAGAACUCAGGAAGGGUUCCAACACUUCUUCACACUACUGUAAAUGCAGUGUGUCUUUUAUUGUGCAUUUUUAGUUUUAAAUAAUUGAGUUGUAUUAAAAUACUCACUUGCCAGUUUAUUAGAUACACUAAUGAAUGCAUUCUAAACUUAACCAGCAGACUGAUUCAGCUCCACUCCGAUAAUGAGUGCUACAAAAGCUACUAUGACCAAGCAAUUUGGCUUGUGGAUCAUUGAAACCUGUCCAGUUCUAAAUCGUCCUUUAUGACUGUUCGAAUGUGGUAAUGGUAAUUUAACUGGACUAUCAUCUAAAGUCUUUCUGAUAUUAAGCCUAAACCACUGACUACAAUGACAUAAUAAGUAAAUGUGUCGGUACUAUGUAAUAUAUAUAUCAUAAACUCUAGUGUAAAAUCGUCAUAUUAGAACCCUUUCAUCCUUGCUAGUGUACCAAAUGUUUUUGGAAGUAAGUGUACUCAAAUGUAAUCAAACCAUUUGUACAACACAAAUUGGUGAAAAAAAGUUACUGCAAACUAUUUCACUGUGAUUGAGGAAUGAAAUAUAUAAUAAAACAAGACAAACAAUUAAAAACCCAUUUUA